Molecule: messenger RNA, 966 nt
Organism: Cryptomeria japonica (Japanese cedar)
Lineage: Eukaryota; Viridiplantae; Streptophyta; Pinopsida; Cupressales; Cupressaceae
Exons: 3
Coding region: 1-966 (321 amino acids)
Source: RefSeq, a predicted model, not a curated record
AUGACAUCAUUUGCUGAGAAUACUCCCUCCUUGUCUGUUGCAAAGGCCUUCGAAACGGGAACAAGUUCCUUCAUGCCUAAGACUACCCAUGCCAUCCUGUUAACCAUAGUCCAUACCAUGUUAGAAAUUGAAAAUGCACCUAUUGUCGAGUCCACCCCCAUAACCACUCCUCAUGCAUUCCCAAAGGCUGAAGCAAGUUCUCUAGCCAAGAAAAAUCCUCCUUGGCCCAAAAGAAAGAGAGCAUCUAAAAAAGUAAUUGUCAUUUCGAUAGAUGAUGAAUCAUCUGAUGACCCUAGCCCUCCCCUAAAGGAUAGGAAGCCAACUCAAAAGAGAAAGGAGGACGAGCUGACAUUAGCUCUGAGCAGGGCUUCCAUGCCCAACAGGACUGUGAUAAUAACCACAGUGAACGCAGCGUGGAUGGAGCCUGGCGGCAUGUUUGACUUGUUUAUGAAGAGCUUUGAAAUCGGAAAAGGAACAACACCAUUUCUAAAGAAUCUGCUGGUUGUUGCCCAUGAUGAAAAGGCAUUCAAUGCCUGCAUACAAAUCCAUCCUCACUGUUAUCGAUUAAAGACUCCAGGAGUUGAUUUCUCAGGGGAGAGCGCUUACAUGAGAGGGAAUUACGUGAAGAUGACCAUGUCUAAGGUCAUCUUGCUCACCAAUGUGCUACGCAGAGGCUACCAUUUUGUUUUCUCUGAUUCAGAUAUACUGUGGUUUAGAAACCCAUUUCAGAGAUUUUCAACAGAUGCAGAUUUCGAAAUGCCAACCGAUAAAUAUCUUGGUGAUCCGCAUGAAAUAAGAACUUGGGUAAAUACAGGAUUCAUGUUUAUCCGUUCAAACAAUAGGACUGUUGAGAUGAUGGAAAUGUGGAACAAUGCCUCAGAGAGUAGGCCUUACUUCAAUGACCAAGAUGUCUGGAAUGACAUAAAGUUGUCUGAGAGCACGCGUGUUGGACACAAAGUAUUUUAG